Messenger RNA from Protopterus annectens (West African lungfish), 3252 nucleotides. RefSeq names its product tumor necrosis factor receptor superfamily member 16-like. The record is from RefSeq and is a predicted model, not a curated record. The transcript has 7 exons. Gene Ontology annotation, molecular function: coreceptor activity; nerve growth factor binding; death receptor activity. Lineage: Eukaryota; Metazoa; Chordata; Ceratodontiformes; Protopteridae. Gene Ontology annotation, cellular component: plasma membrane; cell surface. Gene Ontology annotation, biological process: Rho protein signal transduction. Bases 1 to 1563 code for a protein of 520 amino acids.
AUGCACAAUCCUACUGUCUUUCGCAACAUCGUGAAGGGCCAAGCUAUGAGACUGUCUAGGCUUUCUUGUGAAGAUGAGCAAUACCUCACUGAGUUAAAAGAAUUUAAAUCAGCUUUGAUAAAUAGAGGUUAUGAUCAUGAUGAAAUAGACAGAACUUACUAUGAUGUCAAUAUGUUAAGGACAAACAGGGCUUCACCAUAUUUUUCGAACAGGAAUAUUCAUGUACAUCCAAAUCAAUCUCGUAUUAGUAAACAGAAUGUUAAUACAUCUUUUAUUGUUCCUUUUUCUAACAACUUUGCAGCGCCACUACAUCUACACAACAAGUUUUGUAUUUUUGGAUAUGUAAUAUUGUUUCACAGAGUUGUGGAAAAUCAGAGGAGGCGAUCACACACUCGUGUGAAAUGCAAGAUAACUGUAGGAGAAAAAUGUGAAAGUGGACAGUUUACAGAAAGUGGUGAAUGUUGUAUACUUUGUCAUCCAGGCACUGGGUUAAUGGCACCAUGUGGACAGUCCAACACCGUGUGUGAGCCUUGUGUAUAUGGGAAGACCUUUUCAGAUGAAAGCAGUCUACAUGCAACUUGUAAACCAUGCAGCACUUGUCCAGAAAACAGUGUCGUGAUGGCUAACUGCACUUUUAAAAUGAACACUGUGUGCGAGUGCCAAGAGGGGUACUACAGUCAUACAGAGGAUGGGAUCACAAAGUGUGUUCAUUGCUUGAUUUGUCCCAUGGGUCAUCAAGUAAGCAAAAUGUGUAACAAGGAUGAGAACACAAAAUGUGAAAUUUGUCCUCCAGGAUUUUAUUCUGAGAAGGCCAGCAGGUCCAGUUCUUGUCAGCCCUGUAAUGUUUGUGAUGAAAGAACUGAAGUCAUGAUCAUGAACUGUACCAGGGCAUCGGACACGGUCUGCAUGGAUAAAAAUUCAAGCAUUCUACUACGCUCAAAGGAGGGAGGAUCCAAACAGAAUCCCAAGAUGGCCAUGCAAGAUGAAUCUGAUUCCAGCAUUUCUCCUACCUCUCUGGAAUUCAUACCUCAGGAUGAGAGUGGUAGUAUCAUUCCUGUCUACUGUUCCCUCCUGGCUGCGGUUGUAGUUGGACUGUUGGCCUAUGUUGCUUUCAAGUGUUGGAACACCUGCAAACAGAAGAGGCAGCUAGCCAAAGCCAGGGCUGGUGAGUUGGGCACUUCCCCAGAGGGUGAGAAACUCCACAGUGACAGUGGGGUCUUCCUUGAUACACACAGCCUACAGGAACAGCAGAACAAAAUACCCAAGAUGGAGCAGCUGCUGUACAUCAACCUUCCACCCCAUAAACAGGAAGAGCUGGAACAGAUGUUAGGAAGUGCCAGUGGUGGCAGAGACUGGAGGCGUUUAGCUAGCCUCCUGGGCUAUGACCAGGAGCGCAUCGACACAUUUGGUCGUGGGGAAGACCCUGUCCAUACUCUUCUGUUUGACUGGUCCACCCAGGAUGGGGCUUCCCUUCAGGGACUCUGCAAUGCUUUGGCAAAAAUAGAACGGAGUGAUAUUGUGGAGCACUUAAGAGGGGAAGUGGACAGCAGUUCUGUGGUGUGAAGCUGCAGUCAGAACAUUCAGAACUUGGGUCUGUCAUGACAGGCUUCAAGUUGAGAUCAGAGACACUGAAGUGCAGAAUGCAAUGUGAGAAACAAAACUGUGACUUGCCUUUUAAUUGGUUGGCUAAGAUGCACAUUGCAGAUAUCAAACGCCACAGAGUGGUGUGCCUUUUUUGCCUCGAGGAGCUUUAAAUGUCUGCCUACCUGCUGGAGUAGCACAUGUUAUAUUAACAAGGCCAGUCUUGUACUUGUGGCUUUAUCUGUCAUAUAUACAUACUGGAUUCUUAAAAUAACAUAUCUGUUUACAGAGACUUGAUUUUUGUUUUAGUUUGCAUCACCUCCUUUUAACUGCAUGUGUUUAACAGUGUAGUGUCCAUCACAUCCCACUCUCACUGAAAUUGUACAACACAGACGUCAUAUUAGUUUGCAGUAGUGACCUUGUUUUACUGGGAAUACAUCAUACAGAAUGUACGCUCUGACAAGUUCAACAACACACUACUCUGCACCUUUUUCUGCUGAAAUUUUUUGUGCGCUGAACAUUUCCAGCAGCUCCACAGUGACCAAAGAUAACUACUGUGAAUCUCUUCCAGUAAUUACAGUUGUGUCUUUCAGGAGUGUACAUGUGGGUACUCAUGGAUAUAUGUAUGAACACUAGGACUCUUGUCAGGGAAAGGGAAAUGUUUGAUUUGUUUAGGUCCGAAUGUUAUUAUGCCAUUGUCUUUGUGAAUUGCGUUCUUAAGCAUUUUGCUUAGGUUUGACUUCACAGAUCUGCCUGUUUUUGCUGGUUGUACUGAGCGGCUUUAAGUUCCACAGACAAAACUGAGCUGUGUGCUUAUAGGAUUUUGUGCUGACAAAAAAAGUUGCCUUCUGACUCCUGUGCUUUUCAGAGCUGUACAGUCCUACUGUUAGGGUGAACUUUGCAUAUAGUUUUUGUCUUGUUAAAUUCUCUAAAUCUUCUGUUUUAUUGUGCUGACUAAUCAUAUGACCUAUAUCUGUUAAACUCUGUAGCAGAGCAGCAGGUGUGUUACCUUCGUAUGUGGUUGGUAUGCUGACAGGAGAGUUGAACGUGUUGCAAAAGUCAGUCUCAUGGAGUGAGAAGAUGCUUGGUGUAGUAGCAAUUAUAGCAGUUCACACAGGUAUCAAGAAAGACAAGGCUAUUGACUUUUUUCUAGACACAUCUACUUUGUGUGUCAAGGUUGAGGGGAUAAUAAUCUUAUGUCUGCAUUUCUUACAUAUGACAGUUGGCUCAGAGGGUGGGACCUCGACUGGAGAACAUAAAAUCAGGAUUUAAUUACCAGUCCUGACUCCUGGGGAGUUGACUGAGGGGUAGGAAAUCACUAGUAUUUUGCCAGCUCACUUGUGAGGGAAGGUGAUCUGUCUGGCUUUAUAAACCUUAAUGAGGACUGAUUAUGGGGUUCCACACCCACCAAACAUGUUAGUAGUGCACUGACCGGCAUCUGCUGGAUUCAGCACAUGAUUUCAUAUGCAUGAAAGUGGGCUUAGAAGUAAGUUAUUUAAAAAAUAAUCCUUAGCAGCAGACUGAAUGUGCACUGAAAUAUAUUGAGCUCUGUGUUUCUGAAUGACUUGAGAAAAAAAAACUUAGAGACAGAGAUUGUGGACAGGCACCUGGAGCAGUUUACAGCCACCUGUCAUGGAUGCAAAAAAUUAAAAGAUGUGUUGAGAUUUUAAA